Molecule: messenger RNA, 3943 nt
Organism: Clupea harengus (Atlantic herring)
Lineage: Eukaryota; Metazoa; Chordata; Actinopteri; Clupeiformes; Clupeidae
Gene: p4htmb
Product: prolyl 4-hydroxylase, transmembrane b
Biological process (GO): peptidyl-proline hydroxylation to 4-hydroxy-L-proline
Cellular component (GO): endoplasmic reticulum
Molecular function (GO): iron ion binding; procollagen-proline 4-dioxygenase activity; L-ascorbic acid binding
Source: RefSeq, a predicted model, not a curated record
CAUGCUCUAUCUAUAUCCGUUCAAAUGGUCCCUGUUUGCUGUCACCGCAGUGGUCUUUGGUGCGAGAUGCCGCAGUUGUCAAGGCAAUGGUGUUUUAUCAACUCACAGAUACGGGGCUGGCAAAUGCAAAAACAGUUGCUUCGUUUUUAAAUACGCUCUUUUUAAAACCGAAGGAAGAAUUACGAUAAGAUGCCGGCAUUAUGCAGAAUGUUGAACGGAAAGCAAUUUUUAUUUAGUGCCUGGGCUGUGGACAAACGCAUUGGCUGCAAGCCAAACGCAACGUAAAUAAGAAGCGGUCGUCUGCAUCUCUUGUCUGAACUGCAAAGCUAGUUAUGCAAUACGACCUUUCUACUCAAGACCAAAAGAUGGAAGCUCAUGAAAGUGUCGAGGACGAGCCAGGGUCAUCGCCAAUUCAGCCACCCAUGUCCCGUGAGCGUGCCCCGCUGCAGAAGAGCAGUGUGUGUUCGCGGUCCUACUUUAUGGUCGUCAUGAUCUUUUUCCACGUCUAUAUCAUUAAUGUCAUAGCACUGCUUUUCUACGUCCACUAUAAUAACGGCCCAUCAAGUAAAGAGUUCACCAGUAGUACGCAACACCAACACAACAGUUUUGACCAACCAGUGCCCCAUGAGAGAUUCCCACAGACCAUGCACCUUCCUCGCAUCGAGGGAAUUCGGGUGGGGCAUGUGCAGAAGGUGUCUCUUGUACCUAAUAAAGUGCACCAGAUGAGGACGCUCAGCUUGAAGCCUCUGUUGUUUGAGGUCCCUGGUUUCCUGUCUGAUGAGGAGUGCCGUGUGGUCAUCCAGCUGGCCCAACUGAAAGGGCUGAUGGAGAGUCAGGUGAUGGUGCCUGACGGCCAGGAGGAGCUGACUGAGCAGCUCAACCUCAGCCCAGAGGAGAUCUUCAACCUACUGGACCUUAACCAGGACAACCAGUUACAGCCUCAGGAGAUUCUGACACAUUCCCGCGUUCGGGAUGGGAUCUGGUUGACUCCAGAGAACCUGCGGGAGAUUUAUGCCGGUUUGCACGCAGACUCCGAUGGAAAUGGUCUGCUCAGUCUGGAUGAGUUCCGUAUGCUAAGCGGCGAUGCGUUCCAGCGUUUCCUUAAGAGACGCGGCCUGAAGCGCAGUCAGCUGGUUAGGAACAGCAGACACACCUGGCUCUACCAGGGACAGGGGACGCACCAGGUGCUUCAGGAGGUCAGAAAGAGGGUGACCCUUCUGACCCGUUUACCCUCGGAGCUGGUAGACCUGAGCGAGCCCCUGCAGGUGGUACGCUAUGAGCAGGGUGGCCAUUACCACGGUCACCAUGACAGCGGGCCUGUCUACCCAGAGACUACCUGCACACACACACGUCUGGCUGCCAACUCCUCCUCCCCCUUCGAGACUUCCUGCAGGUACAUUACAGUGCUCUACUACCUGAACUCAGUGGAGGGUGGUGGAGAAACCACAUUUCCUGUAGCCGACAACAGGACGUAUGAAGAAUUGUCUCUGAUUCAAAAUGAUGUGGAUCUGUUGGACACAAGGAAGAAUUGUGACAAGGGAAACCUAAGAGUGAAACCUUCCAAAGGCACAGCAGUCUUCUGGUACAACUACCUGUCUGAUGGAAGAGGCUGGGUGGGUGAGCAGGAUGAGUACUCUCUGCAUGGAGGCUGUGUGGUGACCAGUGGCACCAAGUGGGUGGCCAACAACUGGAUCAACGUGGACCCGGACUACCAGAGGCAGGCCCGCUACCAGCAGCUGGUGUCCCAGCAGCAGCAGCAGCAGCAGCAGCAUGAGACCCAGGGUGAGCCCUCGGAGUCCGGCUCCUCACGGCACACAGACCCCCAUGUGGAGUUAUAGCUCAGUGACCAAAAGCACACUUGACGCACCUACGUACACACACUUACCUGCUUACUUGUUUGUAUACACACACAUGCUGUCUCUUCACUGGUCUGAAAAAAAGCUUUAUCCAGCCAACCCUGUCAGAUCUGAGAUAAAUAUGCACUGCUUUUCUCUAGCUAAUUUAUUUCAUGUACUAAAAGAGUUCAUGUUCAGCACAUCAUCAGCAGGGCAAUCUUAAAACAGGGUGAAUGACGUAAGGGACUACACACAUCCAGAUGAUUAUUAAGAAAUACACUCAGGAUGCUGGGAUCAUACCCUGCUGUGGUAUACGUUUCAAUAAUUAUCAACUGGCUGCAUGUUAUCCUGAUUAUUAUACAUCUACUUGUGACAACAAAUCGAUGUUAUCACAAAGGUUGGUGACUAUAAACAAUUUCUAUAGUUUUAAUGCUGACUGACUAGCUUCUGCUGUAGUCCAUGGAAACUCAAUAACUAGAUAUGUAAUGGUCUGAAUGCUCACUGGUCUAUUGUUUGGAAAUAUCAGACCUCUGAAUGCCUCGUUUGACCUGUCAAAAGUGAGCAUUUCAUAGAGCCAUGUGAUUUUAGUGAUACUAGAUAAGGCAGUUAAUGACAUCCCUUCCUGCUUCCUGCCCUUCUCUCCAGCCGUAGCCAAAGCAUGACACUGGUGUGGUAUCCAUUACAGAUCUAACUUGUCUUGUGUAUGACAACGUAGCAGAAAACCUGCCUGCUGUGUAUGCAGUUUUAGGACCAGUUGUCUACGUUUCCCUUGUAUUUGAAUGUUAGAGUACAUGUGUUUCUCUGAAGAAUAUUUCAGUAUUUGACCACCUCUGGGCACUUUAAAUGCUUUUUAAAGCUUUUGUUAUGGACUACUGAGUUUGUAAAUGCCUUGUCCUUCCCCUGGUGGGCUUUUCGAUUCACUGGCACAUAUGUGAGAUGAAUUCAGGGACAGUUUUGGUCGGCAGUUUAUUGAUGUCAAAGAUAUGAAGUGGUUUUGCUUCAUUUAAUCCUGUGUUCGUGCUUGGUUGAUAGGUUGAUCUUGAUUCUUGAUACUUUUAUACACUGGAAAGCUGUACCCAUUCAUGUUUUGCACCUAUUGUAGAAUAUAUUCUAGCUGCAUUGUAACUUGUUUGGGGAUUUUAGAUUUGACCCCCAUGGUAAACAGCCAAAAUAUGCAGUUCUCUUAGACCAGCGGUAUUCAAACUUUUUUCCCUGGUAGAGCCUCCCAUAAAAAUACACUAGCUAGGCAACAGUAGUUCUAGAAUUCUUUGCACCUGAACUUGAUCAAACAGAUAGGCGCGCAACAUAGGUAGUUGGCACUUGACAUCCCCAUACUUCAUCUUUUAUUUAUAAAUUAAAAGGUUUCUAGUAGUAAUGUAAAGUAUCCAUACAUUCCUUUGAUACAUUUAAAGAGGACCUAAUAUGCUCAUUGCCAAUGUUCAUAAUUUUAUUUUUGGGGUCUGCUAGAAUAGAUUUACAUGCUAAUGUUCUAAAAAAAUAUAUUUUUCCUGUACUGUACAUCUCAAUUCACUCUCUGUCUGCAACGUUCUGUUAGAGCUCCUGUGUCUGGAAUUCCAACAAGGCUUUUCAGGCAGCUGAGAAAAGUGGUUUCUGUGGGAGAGUUACUUUGGGCUUUGCAACUGCAGACUGUUUCCAUGCACAAAAAGCUAUGUGACCCACUGAAAGAAGCAAAAACCAGAAAAGCAUAAUAGGUCCUCUUUAAUUUGUAUGAAAGAAGACAGGCCACCCAACGCCACUAUUAACCUCUGCUCCCUUCCACACCAUUGUUUGAAUACCAUGGCCUUAGACACACUCGAAAACAAAGCAUGUGUGAAAUGUGAUUUGCACUUCUGAUUUACAUUAUGCUGUAGUUCAGGUUUGAAUGAACUUUUUUUGUUUUCACAUGUAUCCAACCAGUUGGAUUUGGUGUAAUUCAAUGUUAUUUAUAGUAUGAACAACUGUGUGUUUGCUGCACUGAUUCACUUUUCCUUUUUCAAAAUAAGACCACAAAGAAAAGAGUUUACCUUUAUCCCUGCAUCUCCAACCUCUCAGGUUUCUUCUUACUCUAUUGAAAGCCAUUUAAAAAUAAAGUCAUUAACUCAAACAAA